Messenger RNA from Aspergillus aculeatinus CBS 121060, 914 nucleotides. RefSeq lists its product as uncharacterized. The transcript is spliced from 2 exons. The record is from RefSeq and is a predicted model, not a curated record. Bases 82 to 795 code for a protein of 237 amino acids. NCBI's taxonomy places the organism in Eukaryota, Fungi, Ascomycota, Eurotiomycetes, Eurotiales, Aspergillaceae.
AUUCAUUUUGCCCACAGCCUAACGAGCAGCUGGGAUCCCAUUGGCCGCCACAGGGAACUAUAAACCCUAAGCCUCCUUGCAAUGAGGUGCACGAAUUUUAAGACGGCGAUUCCGAAGAAUAUCCAGAUAGCGUCGCUCGGAAUCAUCUAUUGUGUUGCUUGCAUAGUUUGCGCCCUAGUCCUUCUUCAGCGUAUCCGGCGUCGACGGCUCAGGUACGCAUCAGCAGAGAGGCAAAUGGAUCCGCUAUCAUCUUCGCUAGAGAAGGGAGGUGGCGACGGACCAAGCAGUCCAGUGGGCCAAGGCUACGGCGUUGCCUACCUGCAAUAUCCAAUCUCCCACCACGCUAGCUCAUUCCCUUCAGCUUGCGACGUUCUGCAGCCCUUGUCGCACUUGUCUCAAUUGCCAUCAAGUGGUUAUCUGGCGGCGGUCCUAACUCGAGAGCGGAGCUCGUGGACGCCGCAACACUCGUAUUCCGGCGAUGAGCUUGCUCUACCAGCCCCCGGGAACGCCGAUAUGAACGGAAUUUUCAAUUCCUCCACCUGUCAAAAUGAUCUCGGUGGCUUGCCUUCGGAGCGAUUGAAUGGUGGCAGCAUGGCCCCGAACGCUCCACCACGGACGGGUUCAUCCCCGGUUGGGUGGCGUACCGAAAGCCACAGCCAGGAACCGCCGCUCAAUGUUGCGGAGUCUAGCGGAACUCAACCGACGCGGAAAUCCGAGCACGCAGUCCAAUACAUGCGCGAUGCAGACGAGGAGGGAGUGCGGACCUGGAAACGGGUGGUGGUGGAGUACAGUUGAUUUCUUGAUGAUGUGUGUGGUCUUUGUCGCUUACUUGCCUGGAUUUGCUUCUGAGGGGCCUUCUCCUUCUUCUUCGUCAUGCUUCGGUUAUUCUUCAUUUCGAGAUGGAUACUAUUCUC